Messenger RNA from Syzygium oleosum, 1528 nucleotides. Its product is annotated as ATP-dependent (S)-NAD(P)H-hydrate dehydratase-like. The transcript is spliced from 13 exons. Gene Ontology annotation, biological process: metabolite repair. Gene Ontology annotation, molecular function: ATP-dependent NAD(P)H-hydrate dehydratase activity. The record is from RefSeq and is a predicted model, not a curated record. Bases 162 to 1226 code for a protein of 354 amino acids. NCBI's taxonomy places the organism in Eukaryota, Viridiplantae, Streptophyta, Magnoliopsida, Myrtales, Myrtaceae.
CGACAGCAUUGCCCGUGACAGAGUCUGCUGGCGGUGGGUCUCCUUUUCUGCCGCCUGAUUUCUCUUCCCCGGUAAUCGGCGUUGUUGACCGGAGAAUCAUCCGAAGUUGCUGUAUCCCUCAAGAAGCAACCGACCCGAUGGAGUCCGUUUGAAAAGGUUGCAUGUUGGCUUCUUCCUCGUCCGUCCUGCGAAGACAGCAUUUCUUGGUGAGGUCACUGUGUCUGGGAGGUACCGGCAAUCGCAGGAGGUCGCAGGGCAUAAGGUCAAUGGCUUUUGAUGCUGAGGCUGAGAACAUUCUGAGGGCAAUUGCUCCACCGCUUGACCCAAGUAAAUAUAAAGGCCAGGCAGGAAAGGUAGCAAUUAUUGGUGGAUGUCGUGAGUACACUGGCGCUCCAUAUUUUGCGGCUAUUUCCGCCCUGAAAAUUGGUGCAGAUUUAUCACAUAUUUUCUGCACAAAAGAUGCUGCCACGGUUAUAAAAAGCUACAGCCCUGAAUUGAUUGUGCACCCUAUUUUAGAAGAAUCUUACAACAUAAGGGAUGGGGAGAAAGAACAAAUCUCGGGCAAGGUUCUUGCAGAGAUUGAUAAAUGGCUGGAAAGGUUUGAUUGUCUUGUAGUUGGUCCAGGUCUUGGGAGAGACCCAUUCCUGCUGGGAUGUGUGGGUCAGAUCAUGAGUCAUGCAAGACAGCGCAAUGUUCCGAUUGUCGUAGAUGGGGAUGGGCUCUUUCUUAUUACAGACAACCCUGAUCUUGUUAUUGGUUACCACCUAGCUGUCUUAACUCCAAAUAUCAAUGAAUAUAAGCGCCUGGUCAAAAAAGUACUCAAUUGUGAAGUAAAGGAUCAAGAUGCUCAUCAGGAAUUGCAAUUGCUUGCUAAACGGAUAGGCGGUGUUACUAUCAUGCGAAAGGGGAAUUCUGAUCUGAUAAGUGAUGGUGACAUAGUUAAAUCGGUGAGCCAGUAUGGUUCACCUCGACGCUGUGGUGGCCAGGGUGAUAUACUCUCUGGGAGUGUUGCAGUAUUCGUAUCUUGGGCUCGUCAACAUAGUUCAGCCACUGGAGUAGAUUCAACCAGCCAAAUGAAUCCAACUGUGAUGGGAUGCAUGGCGGGAUCUGUUUUGUUGAGGAAGGCCGCAUCACUCGCUUUCGCAAGCAAGAGAAGGUCCACUCUUACCAGCGAUAUCAUUGAGCUAUUGGGAAGAAGUUUGGAGGAAAUUUCACCAGCAUGUUGAUUGCGACAAUAACGGAGUUGCAGUGGUGAUGGCCUUCUCAAAUAUGUGUCGCUGCGCCUCUUGGUGCGUCUGCUCUUACAAGUACAGUUUUUUGUGUGUGCCCUUUCUUUUCCUGUUCAUUUUCCUAGAGUACUCCAAUCUUCUUGCGGUGUAUCUACAUUUUCAAAUGAUCCCUUUUUGGGUAGAAUAAUGUCUAUAUGAGUUCCGUGUUUGUGCACUAUUUGGCUGGAGAACCAUCUUGCUUCUUAAAACCACUGAAUGCCUCAGUUUAAGCGGAUAAUUUGAUUGCCUUUCCACUGCUA